AUGGAGGCGGCGUUCGACGCUUACUUCCGCGCCGCGGAUCUGGACCGCGACGGCCGGAUCAGCGGGCAGGAGGCCGUCGCCUUCUUCAAGGCCUCCGCUCUCCCCCAACCCGUCCUAGCCCAGAUCUGGACGUAUGCUGAUAAAAAUCGAACUGGUUUUCUUGGCCGUGAAGAUUUCUACAAUGCUCUUAGACUUGUCACGGUAGCGCAGAGUGGCCGAGAACUGACACCGGAUAUUGUUAGGUCAGCGUUAUAUGGUCCAGCUGCUGCAAAAAUUCCCGCUCCUAGGAUAAAUGUUUCAACUCCACUUCCUAAUGCAACUAGUGUCACUAGCCCCUUGCAACCCACUCAAGCACCUCGCCCUGCUCAGCAGAGUCUUGCUAUACAAGGAUCCCAGGGCCCCCUUAGCACAUCACUAAAUCCACAGGUCCUUCAACCUGGUAAUGUUGUCAGGCCACCACAAGCGUCAAUUGCAAACACUCCUGCUCAGGCAAUUGCUCCAAGGGCGCCCGCAGGUGGUGUUCCAAACCAUACUGUUCCAGCAACAACAGGUCUAUCAACUGAUUGGUUUAAUGGCAAGAAAAGCGCAAGUCCAUUGGGUGUAACUUCACAAACUCCAACCAGAGGUGUUUCUCCACAGGUCAACCUUGCUACCGCGGGAAUACCAACACAGAGUUCAACUCCUAUAGCAGGCUAUGGCUCUCACACUCCAGCCAGUACAACAUCUGUAAAGGCGAAUUCAGCAGAUUUAAACCUUCUGUCUUCACCGCCAGCUGCUAAUGACUCCAAGGCAUUGGUGCCUUUGGGGAAUGGAUUAUCAUCGGCCUCAACAUUUGGUGUCGACCCUUUUGCUGCAACUCCACAAGCAAAGCAAGAUUCAUCUUCCCCCCCUGUGGUUUCAAAUAGUUUGCCUAGUGCUAAUGCUCUUGGACCAUCCGCUGGACCUCAUCACCCCCCUAAACCAUUGCAGACUGGUCCCAUGCAGGGUGUAGCAUCACUCCCUUCACAGCCAGCUCCAAAGCAAAACCAGUUUAAUUCCAUGCCAAGCGCUCCAGCACCUAUGGGUAGUUUUCCUGGUGGACAAAUUCCUUCAAACACGAACCAGUCUCAAGCUCCAUGGCCGAAAAUCACUCAAGCAGAUGUAAGGAAAUAUAUGAUUGUAUUUAUUAAGGUAGACAGGGACCGAGAUGGAAAAAUUACUGGUGAAGAGGCUAGGAAUCUGUUCUUAAGUUGGAGGCUUCCAAGAGAGCUCUUAAGGAAGGUGUGGGAUUUGUCCGACCAGGAUAAAGAUGGGAUGCUAUCUUUCCGGGAAUUUUGUACUGCUGUGUACUUAAUGGAGAGGCACAGAGAGCAGCGUCCUCUUCCUGAUGUACUACCAGAUGGUAUCUGGGCAGAAGGAAUUUCACUACCUUCUACGGGGCAAUUUGCAGAAAACCCUACUGGCCCAGCUCCCCAUCCAAGUGCUGGAUUUACAAGUAGAGCAAUGCCAGGACAACAUCAUGGGAUGCCUCCGUCAUCCAUGAAACCACCACCUCAAAGGCCGCUUUCUUUGGAUGCUGAUGAUGCAGUGCGAACAGAAAAACAGAAGCCAAAGAUCCCAGUCUUGGAGGAACAUCUUACUGGCCAGCUAAGCAAGGAGGAGCGAAGUGCAUUAGAUGCAAAGUUUAAAGAAGCUUCAGAUGCUGAUAAAAAAGUUCAAGAAUUGGAAAAGGAAAUCCUGGAUUCGAGAGAGAAGACUGAGUUCUAUCGCACAAAGAUGCAGGAGCUUAUUCUUUACAAAAGUAGGUGCGAUAACAGGUUUAAUGAAGUUUCAGAAAGGAUGUCUGCUGAUAAACGUGAGGUUCAAUCCCUUGCAGCGAAAUAUGAUGAGAGAUGUAAGAAGGUUGGAGAUGUAGCAUCAAAGUUAUCGAUGGAUGAGGCCACUUUCCGUGAGAUUCAGGAGAAGAAAUUGGAGAUUUAUAAUGCGAUAGUUAAACUGCAGAAAGGGGAUGGAAAUGAUGAAAAGCUUCAGGAGCGAGCUAACCAGAUACAAUCUGAUCUUGAGGAGCUUGUUAAAUCUUUGAAUGAACAGUGCAAGAGAUAUGGGUUGAGAGCUAAGCCAACUACUCUUGUGGAGCUUCCUUUUGGUUGGCAACCUGGAAUACAAGAGACAGCAGCUGUAUGGGAUGAAGAAUGGGACAAAUUUGGUGAUGAUGGCUUCUCCACAAUAAAGGAACUCACAGUUGAAAUGGAGCCACCUGUUGUACAAAAGGAUCAGCCUACCGUUGAAGACAGUAAAGUGUCUACCAAUGGGCCAUCAGCACCUACAUCAACAGAGAAAGAAGAUAGCAGGGGUGAUAAAUCUGCCGCUGCCUCUGAGCAAACUGUAGAACCUGAUGCAACUCCUUCCGAUAGCAAAACGGUUGCAGCAAAAAGUCCUCCAGUUAGUCCUGUUAAGAACACAAAGGAUGGCCAUAGUGAUGAACGUGAUAAAAAACAAUCUGGGACAAACGACACCUCGUCACGUGCAAUUGAGAGUGUCAGUAACAAUGGAGGAGCAGAUUCCCCUGUUCAUGGAGAAAAGAGAGACGAUUCACAUUAUUGGGGCCCAUCGUUUGAUAAUGGUGAUGAUAAUGACUCCCUAUGGAACUUCAAUCGCAAGGAUGGUGAGAAUGGUGAUUCAGACCUAUUCUUUGGGCCACAAGGUCUUCCUCCAAUAAGGACCGGAGGCUCUUCGACGGCUGGUAGUGUUUAUGGCAAGGAACAGAAACCAUUCUUUGAUUCUGUCCCAGGUACUCCAGUGGAGAAGCCUUUCUUUGAUUCUGUCCCAGGCACACCCUUGCAGAAAUCAGUCUUUGAUUACUCUGUUCCUAGUACACCGAUGCAGAAAUCAGUGUUUGAUUAUUCUGUCCCAAGUACGCCAUUGCAGAAGUCACUCUUUGAUUCUGUCCCCAGUACUCCAAUGCAGAAAUCAGUAUUUGAUUCUGUACCAAGUACUCCUAUGCAGAACUCUUUGUUUGACUCUUUUCCAAGCACCCCGAUGCAGAGAUCACUGUUUGAUUCUGGCCCAAGCAGAGCAGAAUCUCCUACUGCCAGCAGCAUAUAUGGCAAAGAGCAAAGGGGUUUCUUUGAUUCUUCUGUUCCCAGCACACCAAUGUACAACUCUAGCUUCUCACCAAGAUAUAGCGAAGCUGGAGACGACAGUUCAUUCGACACCUUCUCGCAGAUGGACUCAUUUGGCAUGAAUUACAGCAAUUCAUUUGGGCAGCGUGACAGCUUUUCAAGAUUUGAUUCCUUCCGGAGCAACGCUGAUCAAGGCAGCAAUGACACCUUUGGUAGAUUUGAUUCUUUCCGCAGCAAUGCUGAUCAAGGUGGUGGCAACAGCUUCACGAGGUAUGAUUCCAUGAAUAGCAGCAGCGACCAUGACAGAACAGAUGCUUUUGCGAGAUUUGAUUCAAUGAAGAGCACGGACUACAACAGCCGAGGUUAUUCGUUCGAUGAGGAUGAUCCUUUUGGUACUGGACCGUUCAAGUCAUCAGACACCUCUAGCCCGACGAAGCAUGGAACCGACAGAUGGAGUGCAUUUUGACAGGUAUUGAUUGUACUAUAGAGGUCAUCAUCAUGUGUUUGUGCACCUUACUGCAGAUAAAUAUAUAUACACGUACAAGGGCAAGACAGUUUUUGCUUGGGCCUCAGCUUGCAAUGGGGCUUGCUUGUGUGUUUGCUUUGUGUUUCUUAUUUUUGUACCUAGGAUCUGAUGUUCUACCGCGCAUAUGUGUUGGUGGGAUGGUGAUUAUAAACAUUCUUUAUACCUUGUAUUAUUGUACAAGAUGUGAGUCAAUCCGGCGGAUUGAAAAAUUACGAGCUGUCCAUGUUUUUAGCGUUUUCAUAUUCUUGUGCCUUACAUUUUCCUCCUGUAAAUACCUUCACCCAGAAUCUGGGGAUGGAUUGUACUGCGGACGUAUUUCUGUUCAGUGACAGAUUUUUCUUGUAAUCCAGUGGCUUAGAAAUUUGUGA
Messenger RNA from Oryza sativa Japonica Group (Japanese rice), 3995 nucleotides. RefSeq lists its product as uncharacterized. The record is from RefSeq and is a predicted model, not a curated record. Gene Ontology annotation, biological process: endosomal transport; endocytosis. Gene Ontology annotation, cellular component: cytoplasm; plasma membrane. NCBI's taxonomy places the organism in Eukaryota, Viridiplantae, Streptophyta, Magnoliopsida, Poales, Poaceae. Gene Ontology annotation, molecular function: protein binding; calcium ion binding.